Toxorhynchites rutilus septentrionalis is the source of this 4470-nucleotide messenger RNA. It is a transcript of the gene Abd-B, whose product is annotated as homeobox protein abdominal-B. Lineage: Eukaryota; Metazoa; Arthropoda; Insecta; Diptera; Culicidae. Gene Ontology annotation, cellular component: nucleus. Gene Ontology annotation, molecular function: RNA polymerase II cis-regulatory region sequence-specific DNA binding; DNA-binding transcription factor activity, RNA polymerase II-specific. Gene Ontology annotation, biological process: anterior/posterior pattern specification; proximal/distal pattern formation; regulation of transcription by RNA polymerase II. The coding region runs from base 997 to 2259 and encodes 420 amino acids. The transcript has 8 exons. The record is from RefSeq and is a predicted model, not a curated record.
GUGAACACAUGCGUUUAAUUCCGAUGGUGUUCUUUGAGUUAUCGAGUCAUCGUCGAGACGCUUCGCGCGCUGUUUUUCAUUAAUUCUCGUUGGAGAAGAACUGGACUUGUUUGAAAUCGUUACUAUCAAGGGGUUCCGCUGGUGUGACAAAGACAAGUACCUACCAAAGCGGAAAGACUGAGCGAGAGAGGGAAAAAGAUCGGAGAAACCGUACGGCUCUAGAACCCAAGGAAAGUCAGCACACAAAGAGCGGACAAAAAGGAGGAAAUUUUUUACCUUUUACAGUGCUUCGAGUGAAUCCCGAACCGAACAGUCGCGUUCAGAUCCGAGCGUGAUUCGGGUUUUUUUUUCUACUGCGGAGUGGCGACGUUCAAUAAAAUUUUAUAUACUCCAUCAUAAUCGUUUAUCACACUCGGUGAGUGAAGGCAGCGAAAAACGGAAGCAGCGGGAAAAAUCGCCGAUCAGCGGCAAGUUCAACGGAGAAAGAGGCAGCAAGACGGCCAAGGCACCUUUUCAGUUGUUGUUUUUUACGUAUAAUUUCGUUUUAUAGUUUUGAGUUAUAUUGUUGCUAUCAAUAGCUAAUAGUGCGGCAGACGAAAAACAAAUGUGCAGUUUGAACCAUGGUUUAAAAUAUUUAUAAUGCCCGAGAAAAACACACUUUUACGAGGUGAUGAUGGUUAAAGCGUGGAUGUUUGUGACAUCGCAAUUAUCAUAAACGAACGAUUUACAAACAUUUAAACGGUCCGGAGAAGCGUGAAAACUCGAACGAAUUCCAAUACUGUGCAAUCGAAGAAGCAUAUUAAAAUAGUAGUGAUAUUUCAACCUAAACCUUCUGUAUUCAAGUGAUUGUGGUUGAGAAAAAAAGUGAUCUUUGGGCUAAACCAAACCAUGACCUGACUAAGCAUCGUAAGCGUGAUAUUGAGUUACAAAAUUUGCUGCGAUUAAAUUGUGAACUGUUUGUACGAAGAAACGAAAUCUUAGAAAAAAAAACUAGUAAUGAUCAUUAAAAAAGAAAGCAAUGAUAACCACUACCCAUCACUCAGAGUGAGUGAUUUAAUCAUACGGAAGAACAUACCAAACAUACUCGGUCGAAGCAGCAUACUGGCCAGUGCGGCUUACGGGUCGCACGCUGCUGCCGGGGCCUGGUGGGGGCAACACUCCCAUUCGGUGCACUCAGCUGGUGCUGCGAUGUACGAGGAUCCCUCCGUUGGCCAAACAGGUGUUGGCGGUCGGAGUCCACCGUCUCUGCAAAAUACCCACAGCGCAAACCAUAUCGUACAGCAGCAGCACCAGCAAGCCCAACAACAAGCAGCAACACAACAGGCGCAGCAGCAGCAGCAAGCACAACAGCAGGCUCCAUCACAGGUGCCUCCACAAGCCUCAUCCCAACAGACAAACACCUCUUCCACCGGCCAGCAGCAGAACAAUGCGGUCGUGUCCUCCCAAACUCAAAUAGUGGCACCUUCGACAGCUAGUGAAUCACCUGCCAGUGUGAGCUCUCAACCUUCAGGUCCUAUUCAUAUACCAGCAAAACGUCCAGCGUUCGAGACCGAUUCGUCCCGCCUGAGGCACUCGUACCCGUGGGGGUACGACUCGGGCGCCGACUCGGCCUACCAUCCGCAGUACCCGUACGGGCUGGGGGCCGACAUCAAACCAAUGUAUUACCCGGGCUACCCGACCGAUGCCAACUUCCAGCCACACCACUACUAUCCAAAGUAUGAAGCGGAUGCGUACAUUGCAUCCACCGAGCGCACCCGGGCGGUAACCGCGGACGCCCCCUCGCUCCAGUCCAGCUAUGACACCUACAACACCACCGGACUGCGGCCGUACUCGAGCGAAACAUAUCCUAAUCCUGUUGGUUCAAGCCUCUCGGUGGGCGUAGGCGGCGUCGGUUCUUGUACACCGUCCAAUCCUCUCGAAUGGACCGGCAACGUGACGGUGCGGAAGAAGCGAAAACCGUACUCGAAGUUCCAGACGCUCGAGCUGGAGAAGGAGUUCCUAUUCAAUGCCUACGUCUCCAAGCAAAAGCGUUGGGAGUUGGCCCGAAACCUGAACCUAACCGAGCGACAGGUGAAAAUAUGGUUCCAAAACCGACGGAUGAAGAACAAGAAGAACUCUCAGCGACAGGCUUCCCAGAACAAUAGCAGCAGUAGCAGCAACUCGAGUCAUAACCACGCCCAGCAGCAAUCUCAUCAUAACCCUCACCAUCUGAACCUGGGGUUGGGCAUGCCACUGCAUGGGUCAAAGAUGCAUCAGUGACCCUUGGAGCAUCACCAGGACGACGCCAAUGGACAGCUGAAAAUGGAAAUGUGUGACGUCCCAACGGCUCCCAUGUGCAGUCACAUUCCGCAUCCGCAUCUAAUCAACUAUCACCACUAAACGAUGGCAGAUGAAUGGGUGGAUGGAUGGGAGUCAUGACUGGGAGUGUCCUCCUUGAUAAUACGUAAAAAACAUGCUAUAAUAACAAAAAACGUGCAAGCCAGGCCACCAAUAUUAAGCUUUUCCAGUGUGUGUCGUCGAUGUGUGAGGGAAAUUAAAAAUAAAACAAUUAAUUGAAACUAAAAUCACAUUGAAUGUAUAUAGUACAAUUAAGUUAAACGAGUGAGGAACAGGAAGGAAAGGUUUUGCUUUUCUAGAAAAACGUUUAAAUUCUUAAAAAGUUAGUGACUAAUUAGGGCAUGCAAAAUUCAUUGAUUGAAAUUGCGUAAAAAAGUAUGAAAAAUGGAGAAUUCUCUUUCCUCGGUUAUAGGUUUACAUAAAAGUCAAAAGAGAGAAGAGAAAAAAAACUCGUAGAACAAGUGGAAUUUUGCGAGAAGCGCAAAGAAGGCAAAAAGCAUGUGAUUAUUAUUUUAGCUGAAUAGUUUUCGUCCUUCAUUUACUUGUUUCAGGUUUCCUCCUCACACAAGCAGUCAGUCAGUAGCGGAGUUUUCAGCUCGAUUUUUUGCUCAGUUUCACUUUGGUUAGAACGUGUGCACGAGCAUAUGAUUCGCUGUGAACCUCUCGUUGAUUUUCUCCUUUUUUUACAUGGGUUGAAAGUUUUGCACUUUAGAGGGGCAAGCGCGGGAGAUAAUGCUCGACGCUGAACUUAGUUCAAAUUCUUUCGAUAACAAAAGAAGCAGAAGACUCUUGUAUUAGUUUUAUAAUAUGAGUUGCGGUAGACGAAGUAUAUCGAAAAUCCUUUUCACUCAACUGUCCCACUGUAGAUCGAAUCAGUAACGUUUCAUUAAUAUUUAUUUUAUAGUUGUUCAAAAAUUUAUCCUUCGAGACACAAUCAAACUAUAUGUGCACUUUUCUUCUUCCAGUUUAAUUUGUUGAGUUUAAAGUUUGCAAGUUUUUCGUUAGGUUUUAGAAAAAGUGAAUGUGUUCCAUUAUACCUGUUUUUUGCUCACAUAUAUACACAUCCGCGAAAUAGGAAAUCAAAAUACAAACACCGUAAGGCAACGCAUAAAAGUGCGGAACGAUGAAUGAAAAAAACUGCCCCCUCCUCUCUUGUUUACCAGUUAUCAGUUGUAUUGUUUUAUAGCUUUUACUAUCCAACGUAACAUUAGGAACUCUACCGGGAUGAUUGCAAAUUUCUGUCGUAAUGAGAAAAACCUUUUAUUUAUGUAUUCUAAUUUGUACAUACAUACUAUAUAUGGAAGCAACCAUUUUGGAUCUAAGAAAAAACAGAUUAGUCUUAAGGGUACUAGUGCUAAAAUAACGUAAUGUAAUCUAUAGACAGAAGAGAAAACAAAUAUUAAGAAACUUAAAUCAGAGCAAGACAUCAUUAUUCCUAUAUAUAAAGAUCAGAAACAGUUUUGAAAUUAUAAAAUGUGCUCAAAUUUUUCAUAAAACAUACCACAAAACUUUAGAGGAAACGAUGUUGUUCGGAAGGAAAUCAAGUUUGAAACAAAGAAAAGCAACAUAAUCGUACUGUUACAAAGAAGCAGCUACCCCCUAAACUAGAUUAGUCACCCUCCACCAGCAGCCAUAAUGUUUAGAUUCCGUUUUGGAGCCGUACUAAAACCUUAAACUCGAAGCCCAGUAAUCGUGUAUAAGAACGUUAAACCUCUCGAGCGAAUUUCAGCGAAAUAAACGCUACCGUAAAGUUUGUUGUCAAGCUAUUGUUUGCAUAAAAACGGAAACUUUUCAGGAUAAAAAACUUUCAUUGGCAACAUAUUUAGGAUGCGUAGUGAAAAUAGAAAAAAAAUCAUGUAAAUAGUACUUUUGGUAGGUCGCAAUAGAGAGAAAAAAAUGAAAAUCUCUAGCAUUGAUGAAAAAAUUACAACCGACACAAAAGGGAAAGUUGAAUAAAAUCAGUAAAUAUACAAAAAUACCGAGAAGAAAAUUCAAUUAACGGUUCAUUCAUGCUUAACCUUUCGAGGUAAAAUGUGAGGAAGACUAAUGGAAAAAUAAAAAACAAAGUAACUGAUGUAAUGAGAGAACAUUUUAACUAUUGUAAUUUAAAAUUAAUUAGUUUUAAUAUAAUGA